AUGUAUUAUGUGUUCAAAGUGGCAUAUAGGCCCGACGGGCCGGGUAUCUCUAACGAUGAGGAAUACUCACUGGUCCGUGAGAUGAUGGACGACGAGAAAGAGAAGACGCUGACUCUACGCCGAGACAAGUCCAUCGCCAAGGACCAGAAGAAACUCUACGAGAUGAGAAAGAAACUCCGCACGGAUGACGAAUUGGAGUGGUUGGACCAUUCACGGACCCUGAGGGAACAGGGGGUGUUGGACGUGGACACACUACUGCUGAGGAGGAAGUUCUUUUUCUCCGACCGAAACGUUGACCAGCGUGACCCUGUACAACUCAAUCUGCUAUAA
This is a messenger RNA of Magallana angulata, 330 nucleotides long. RefSeq names its product talin-1-like. The record is from RefSeq and is a predicted model, not a curated record. The coding region runs from base 1 to 330 and encodes 109 amino acids. Gene Ontology annotation, molecular function: integrin binding. Gene Ontology annotation, cellular component: focal adhesion; plasma membrane. The transcript is spliced from 3 exons. Gene Ontology annotation, biological process: cell-cell adhesion. NCBI's taxonomy places the organism in Eukaryota, Metazoa, Mollusca, Bivalvia, Ostreida, Ostreidae.